UCCGCUUUGAAGGCGAGGACCUGAGCGAGUAUAAGGGGUGCAGCUUCCGGUCUACCGAGGGUGAAUUCUCAGGUCUGGUCGGGAGUCAGGCCAUCAUGCCUCGUGGUCAGAAAAGUAAGCUCCGUGCCCGUGAGAAACGCCGCAAGGCCCGAGACGAGACCCAAGGUCUCAGUGUUCUUCAGGUCACUGAAGCAGAGGAAGAAGAGGCCCCUUGCUGUUCCUCUUCUCUUUCUGAGGGUGCUGCUUCAAGCUCCCCUGCUGCUGGCAUUCCCCAGAAGCCUCAGAGAGCACCCCCCACUGCUGCUGCUGCUGCUGCUGCUGUAGGUGUUUUACCCACAAAAUCUAAAAAAGGUGCCAAGAGCCAAAGAAGGGAAAAAGCAAGUUCCUCCCAGGCCUCAACAUCCACUGAGAGCUCAAGGGAAGAUCCUCUAACCAAGAAGGCAGGGCUGUUAGUGCAUUUUCUGUUGUACAAGUCUAAAAUGAAAGAGUCUGUUACAAAGGGAGAAAUGCUCAAGAUUGUCGGCAAAAGGUUCAGGGAGCACUUCCCUGAGAUCCUCGAGAAAGCCUCCGAGCGCCUGAAUGUUGUCUUUGGCCUUGAGAUGAAGAAAGUCAACCCCAGAGGCCACACUUACACCUUUGACAGCAAGGAAGACCCCACUAAUGAAGAAUGUCAGCUCCGUAACUGGGGCUUUCCCAGGAGCGGGCUUCUGAUGCCUCUCCUGGGUGUGAUCUUCUUAACCGGCAACUCUGCCACUGAGGAAGAGAUCUGGGAAUUCCUGAAUAUGUUGGGAGUCUAUGAUGGAGAGGAGCACCUAAUCUAUGGGGAACCCCGGAAGCUCAUCACCCAAGAUCUGGUGCAGGAAGGAUAUCUGGAGUACAAGCAGGUGCCCAACAGUGAUCCCCCACGCUAUCAAUUCCUGUGGGGUCCAAGAGCCUAUGCUGAAACCACCAAGAUGAAAGUCCUCGAGUUUUUGGCCAAGGUGAAUGAUACCACCCCCAGUGCCUUCCCAGUCCAUUAUGCAGAGGCUUUGAGAGAUGAAGAGAAAGCUGGAGUCUGAGCCAGAGUUGUAGCCAGGCCUUACACUACUGCCAAGGCCAUUCUCCCAGAGCCAAGUUUACCUGCUGUUCUCACCCCCAAUGUGGUCUUAGGCAGAUUGUUUACUUUGUAAUUGAAAAGGCCUGUUAAUCUUUGUUCUUGUUAUGCAUGAAUAACUUGUUGACUUUUUAAAAAUCUUUUUCCUCUAGUGUUUCUUUCAACAGGUUUAUUUAGAUUCAGAAUAUAAAUAUACAAAUGAUAUGGAUCACCUUGUUGUUGCUGUUUUUCAGGGAUAGUAGAAAGUGUUUUGUUUUUUGAGUGAAACAAAUUAUUAAUAGAAAUCCUUAAAUCACUUUUAUAAUCCAGGAUAAGAAAAUGUGGCAUUGGAAUAGAAAUAUCUUUGAAAAUGUGAAAGACCCCAUAGUGAAAUAGUUGGGAUCAGAAGCCAGAGGGGUAAAGAUGGUCAAUUCCUGGUUUACUUUACUUCAUCUAAUCCUUCUUUACAUAAAGAUACAUAUGUUUUAAAAGUUACAUACCUGGAUUUGUUUAUGUCAUUCAAGAAUGUGUGAGAAAUUAAAUCAUAAUUAAUUAA
Messenger RNA from Cebus imitator (Panamanian white-faced capuchin), 1628 nucleotides. RefSeq names its product MAGE family member B2 (gene MAGEB2). Gene Ontology annotation, biological process: negative regulation of transcription by RNA polymerase II. Bases 96 to 1058 code for a protein of 320 amino acids. Lineage: Eukaryota; Metazoa; Chordata; Mammalia; Primates; Cebidae. Gene Ontology annotation, cellular component: nucleus. The transcript is spliced from 2 exons. The record is from RefSeq and is a predicted model, not a curated record.